GAGAGCUGUCGGCAGAGGGAGGGAUAGAGAGAGAAAGUGAGAGAGAGAGAGAGAGCGCUGUGGAUAGAGGAAGAGAGAGCAGUCGAUGUGAGGAGGGUCUGGAGGACUCGGACCCGCUCGGAAACUUUACAUCCACGGAUAUAAGCGCGCCUCAGAGCGUCUGUAUAUGGAGGAGAGAAACGGCGGAUGACCUCUCGUCUGCGCUGUCCACCGUGUCUUCCUGAAAGCGGGCCGCCAUGUCCCAGAUGCUACACGUGGAGAUCCCAAACUUCGGCAGCACGGUGCUGGGCUCGCUGAACGAGCAGCGCUUAACGGGCCAGUACUGCGACGUCUCCAUCCUGGUGAAGGGUCAGGCCUUCAAAGCUCACCGGGCCGUGCUGGCGGCCAGUAGCCUGUAUUUCCGAGACCUCUUCGGCAGCAGCACCAAAGCCCAGUUCGAGCUGCCCUCGUCCGUCACGCCGGCCUGCUUCCAGCAGAUUCUCUCCUUCUGCUACACUGGCAAGCUCACCAUGGCAGCCAGCGAGCAGCUCGUGGUCAUGUACACGGCCGGUUACCUUCAGAUUCAGCACAUCGUGGAGCGGGGCAUGGACCUCAUGUUCAAAGCCAACUCGCCCCACUGCGACUCGGCCACGGCCGCCAUGGACGAUCCGGGCUCGGAGCCACAGAGUCCCAAUAACAACACCGCCUCUGCGCUAGGACCGCCGGGCUGGUCUCCAUCUCUGUCGGCUCAGGCUCGCCGAAUCAAGCUGGAGGGCUCCGAACCUCUUGUGAACUUCGGUGGGGUUAAAAGACCCGUCAACAGCGACGGAGGACGUUCGGGGCGAGGCGGUCCGGUGUUCUACGCUGGGUUCCCAAUUGGUGUCCCGUCGUAUGCUGCGGCCCCCGGAGAGCGCUCAAGUCCCGGAGUAUCCAGCCUUCCGACCACCGACAGCCCAACGUCAUAUCAGAAUGAAGAUGAUGAGUUUGAGGAAGAGUCGUUUGACGCUGAGGAGAGCUACGGUCAGAUGUGUGGUCGCUCCGCUAACCCUUACGAGAUUUCUGAGAAAGCAGACGUGGCCGCCAUGGCACUGGAGAACCGAUCCUGUGUUCUGCUUCGCCGGGAUCUGGUGGCUCUGCCCGCCAGCCUCAUCAGUCAGAUCGGUUAUAGAUGUCACCCCAAACUCUACACGGAGGGCGACCCCGGAGAGAAGCUGGAACUGGUUGGAGGCACUGGUGUGUUCAUGACCAGAGGUCAGCUGAUGAACUGUCAUCUGUGCGCCGGAAUCAAACACAAGGUUCUCCUCAGACGACUACUCGCAACAUUUUUCGACAGAAACACGUUAGCAAACAGCUGUGGGACGGGGAUAAGAUCCUCCACCAGUGACCCCAGCAGAAAACCCCUUGACAGUCGAGUCCUCAAUGCUGUCAAACUCUAUUGUCAGAACUUUGCACCCCACUUCAAAGAGAGCGAGAUGAACGUCAUCGCCGCCGACAUGUGCACCAACGCUCGGCGCGUGCGGAAACGCUGGCUGCCCAAGAUCAAGUCCAUGCUGCCGGACGGGAUGGAGGUUUAUCAGGGCUCAUCGGCGGCCGUCGGCGCGGGUCUCUCCAUCGGCAGCCUCCCGCUGGCCGUUCAGAUGCCCUUCGAGUCUGACUUUAAGAAUCUUCUUCCGUCGGGCCUGGAGCAGAGGAUUUACGCUGAGCGCAAAGACCCUAUGAGAACUCACUCACUGCUGGUCGCCGACGCCUCUGAUCUGCCCGCAGAGGGAGCUGAGGGGACCCAGACGAGACCACGGCUCGAGGAAGAGGAUGAGGAGGAAGAGCAGCAGACCGACGGCACAGAGGGGACGUUAGGAGCGGCUCCCGUCUUCCGUCCAGAGCUGAGGGCGGGGUCGGUGUGGCCACGCCUCCCACGGGCCAGCAGGAGGAGGAGUUUGUGGAGGGUCUGAGAAUAAACGGGCAGUGAGGGGCCAGAGUUGAGACUCGGUACAUAUCCUCCAUGUGAAGCCACACUGAAGGGAAUUCUGGGAAAUAAUGCACUUAUGCAUGUGCUGUUGCAUUUUAUUAACCUGUUUAAAGCGGUAUGUUCAUCUGAACUCGCCUAAUGAAAAACAGCAGAAACAUAUGAGGGAUGGUGCAAACGUUUGACACAUGCGCCGGAGAACAGCUCGGGUCAUGUGAUGACCUUCAUUGCGAAACUCAAUGCUUUUCUUCCGUUCUCAAUAUCACGUUGGCACAAAAAUAGAAGUUGGAUGAUUCUCAUGAAAACAUGUCCAGGUCACAUUUUUCUUCAAAAUCAAAAGAAAUAAGAUCAUGAAAUGAUAUACAUUAUUUAUUGACAGCUAAGCACCCUCCCAAUUCUCUGUUAAACAUUUUUAAAGCAGCAUCACUGCACUGAUGUUAACAAAUAAAAUUACUCCAAUUAAACACUUGUGAUUACUUUUUAAUAUAUUGAUCUUUACAUUACAAUAAUAGGAAUUGUUGUUUUGAAUGAGAUAAUAAGAGAUUGGAGAUAAACUGGACCUUACUGUCAUGAAAAUAAUGUCUACAAAUCAAAAGAUUGUAAUGAUAUUCAUGAUCUUUUUUCAGACUUAAGUUCAUUUUGGGGUGAAAUUUGACCUGAACAUGUUUCGUAAGGUUUAUCUGCAGAGAUGUCAUACAUAACAGCUGAAAGAUCAUAGAAAACAAGAAACAACAGGAACAAAACUCGUUUCGCAAAAGUUGAUAUUUGAUUUUUUUUGACAGCACAUACGUGAUUUCUGGAGUGUCUUUCAUAUCUGACAUGUACACAGGGACAGACACAAGAGGGACGUCACGUAUGACGUCAGACUCCCUCAUGCUGAAGUGUUAACUGCUAGACUGAGCUCUCACUUUAACCGCCGGCAUUUAAAAUCAUAGAAAAACACAAAAACACACAGCUGCACUAGAAAAGAUUGUUUGUGUUAGAAUGAGUGGCACAGUUUGUCACUUUGUUGUGAUCUAAGCGAUGCUUUGGGUUUGUACUGUAAACUGUCUAAUGAAGUGACUCUGAAAACAUUUGCUAGCUUUAUCACAUUUGCACUUGAUUGGAGUUAAAGAAGCUUCGACUGUUGAGAAAGAGAGACGAUGAGCGGCAGACGUGCCCAGCAGCACUAAAACUAAUUCACAGCUGUGGUUUACAGGUGACUAAUGUGUAUAAAUUCAUAAGACGUGAAUUUACUACAGCGUGCAAUUAUUAGAAAAAAGCAAUAGUGAAACCACGCCCCCAAACCUAAUUGUCGCUCGAGGAAAAACAGAUUGGAAGUUCAUAUCAAUUAUCCACCUCAUUAAUCAGUUGAUAAAUUCAUUCUCCUGAGAUUGUGUUGAAUGUUUUUCACUUUCUCUACAGUGUGUUUUCUGUUCGUCCGUCACGUGAGCGUUUGGCUAACCGCACAAUGAUAUAUUCUGCGUCGUUUAAUAGUUUCAAAGGUGAUAAAACACGGAUUUCAUUUACACGUCGAAGUGUCCCACCAUACAAUUGAACUACCAUGUGUGGCCCUAUACCUUGAAUCUCACAAAAACAUCCCCCCAAAAUCAAAAGAAAAAUGUCAUUCGGAUUGAUUUUCAUUUUUGGACAACGAAUUGUCAGACACAAUAGAAUAGAGAAGAAUAGAAUAACUUUAUUGUCUUCGACUUUAUCUCCUCCUACUUCGGAGUCUUAAGUCUUCGACUUAAUCACAAUCACAAUAUAUUGCACAAUACAGUGACUGCAAUAGAAUGUGCGAAAUUAUCAUAAAGAUUAUCAGUUAUUAAUUACAAUUGAUCUUAAAUGUCUUUCAUUAUAAGCAAAACUUUUAGUUCUUCUGCAAAAACAUGUGUUUUUGCACAUGCGACGUUCAUGAGUUUUUACAUUUUACAGUGAAAGUGUUUUUUGAUUUUAUUAUAUUUAUUUCUUUUGAUUUCGGGGUUGAGAGAUGUCCUGGACACUUUUGUGAGAUUUAACAUGCAUUUAAAGCUGCAAUCUGUAGCUUAAUUUAGGGUUCAAAAUAAACAAAAAUCAGUUAUUGCGCAAAUACAGAAAAGCUCCAACUGUAAGCUUAUGAAGAUAAUUUAGCAUUUGAGCUAUGGAGUAUAAUUUCCUGAGAAAUGUCGGUUUGAUAUAUAAACAGGUAAAGUAACCCGCAAGCUUAAAAACAGUGCUAGGCUUGGUUUCCCGAAACCUUCGUAUCACUACGUCGUUCUUAAGAAUAUAUCGCAAGCGUAUAGACUGAGAAUGACAUAGCGUUAAGAAGGUUUUGGGAAACGCAGCCCAGGGGAUUUUUGUGAAAGGCAGAAGUCUCAGAUUGCAACUUUAGUGACACAAAACUAAAAUAACAACAUGAUGUGCUAUAUGAAAUGAGGUACUGUCAGAAUCUCCAGGUGUGUUGGGUUGUCACAGUCUCACGGUGUUUUACAGUAAAUGCAUUUCAUCUUUUCACAAAUGAUUUUCGCUUGCACUUUGUGUGUGUUGUGUUGUGCACCGUCUGUAUUUAACACACACAUGUGAAACAACUCAAGCAGUGAUGUUCUUUAUCUUCAGCAAAUGUUUUUAACCUUAAAAUAAAACCCAUCUCGUGUGUGUUUCAGCCAAAUACAGCGGUGGCAAAUAUUAUACGUGUCUUACAGAGGAUAACCGUCUCUUCUAGAUUUACAGUUGAAGGUUUUUGUUUAAUGGUUUUGAGGUUGAAAACACAUUGUGCCUUAUUGUGAUUUAUUCAUGAUGGCUCAUUUGUGAUGAGAAUUAUGCAAAACGCUGUAUGCAGUUGAUUUUUUUAGCUGAACGACCUUGAUGGAACACUCCUGAAGAUUCUGACGUAAAAGAGAAACAUCCGUGUGGCUUUUUUGAAGUUGUCUUCGUGUGAUCUUUACUAUUUUUUUUGUUGCAUUUGUGCAGUUUGUGAUCUGCACUGAAUGUAUUAACAUUUGCUGAAACAAGUGAAUAAUCCUCAUUGCCUUAACACUAGUGUUUCACACACGUCUUUAGCCACAUUAAUAUUGAAACAAAUAUUUUCACUUCCGUGCAUAUGUUUGCCAACCUUCCGUGUUUCUUGUUUUUAUCUGCCAACGAUAUGUUUGAAGCUCUGAUGUCGAUGUGAAUUCUUGCCGAGUGUUGCACUUGAUCUGCUGAGCAUUUCAGAGAAUGUCCUGUCCGGUGCACAGCUGUUUGUUACGGCAGCCUAAAUACAUGUAACUUAUAGAUUUAUGUUUAUAUUGUAGAAUUAGACCUUUAAAAAGGCCUUGUGUUUAAGCAGCACUUUGGGUUAAUGCCAUUGCUUUUGCACAUCCUGAGAGAGAGAAAGAGAGAGAGAUGAGUGUGUUUGUGUCUUGACUGAUCUAAGGUCUGUGCAUGUGUCUUUUAGAUCACAAAACCAAAUUCUGUAUCUGGAUAUGAACAUAUUUGUUAUUCAGAUCCCAAUAUAAAUAUCACACUAACGAUCAUUGAAUGUCAAUAAAUCAAAAAUCAUUCAUGGGAACCUCAAAAAGGUCAAAGGUCAUAUUUCACCCCAGAAUCAAAAGAAAAAGAAUGUUGCAUUAAAAAGAAAUGUGCAACUUAAUAACAUAAUACAUUAUAACAUUAUAACAUUGAGUUAAAUACAGCAGAAAAGAACACUUCAAAGUGUAAUAUAUUUUUUGUCCAAUAAUGUGAUUUAUGAGUAAACAUGAUAAAAAAAAUAUCUGAUUUUACGGUCAAAUGUGACCUGGUGUUUCCUGAGACGUGUCAUGUCAUUCAUACUCUUUAGAUGCUGUUUAACCAAAUGACGUACUUUUCACGCGAUUCUUCCAAUGACUCUUCACCUAUAACUGCAUGUUUCUAUAGACUCAACACGUGCGAGAAUGUGUAGGGAGGUUGAGCCCACGUGCACUACAUUGGUGUGAUUCUUUUCAUUGUUAAUAAUGGCAGCACUUUAAACGCCUCACGGUUUGUGUGCAGGUUGAUGCAAUGUUUCAAGCCAUGAGCUCACAGCGCAGACAAUCAGAGGCAGCGCAGGUUUCUUCAAUGUUUCGGCUUUUUGAUACAUGACCCAAGACUCAAACGACAUUGUAAUGUUUCUCAAGCUUUGCCUAGUGUGUCCUUACCACACAAACACUGCUUUGCAUUAAAAACAAGCAAACUGAACUCUUUAUGUGCUUCGAUUGUUGAUAUGAGAAACGACUAAAUCUGCAAAAUGUCACUGUUGUGAUGCAUAAAAUCUUGAUUCCCGGUUCAUUUCUCUGCAGCGGCUGUGUUGUUCUUGGACUGAUGACAUUGUGUUGUGUGUAAAGCUGAUUUCUUAUGAAAUGUCAUACCGAACGGUCUGCUUUUUAAUAAAGUUACACA
Messenger RNA from Triplophysa dalaica, 6295 nucleotides. RefSeq names its product nucleus accumbens-associated protein 2. NCBI's taxonomy places the organism in Eukaryota, Metazoa, Chordata, Actinopteri, Cypriniformes, Nemacheilidae. The record is from RefSeq and is a predicted model, not a curated record. Gene Ontology annotation, molecular function: protein binding; DNA-binding transcription factor activity, RNA polymerase II-specific; RNA polymerase II cis-regulatory region sequence-specific DNA binding. Gene Ontology annotation, biological process: regulation of transcription by RNA polymerase II. The transcript has 6 exons. The coding region runs from base 237 to 1928 and encodes 563 amino acids.